AUGCCAAACAGGGUCCUCAAAUCUCAUCGUCGAAAGUCGGGUCAAGAAACUUUCAAAAGUGUUUAUAUCCCCAAGGACCAUCAUGAUCCUUCAGGCCUAGGACCAUUAGAGUACCAUAUCGCCGACAUCGGAUCUCAGUUUUCCUCCGUCGCGAACCCUGGGAUCCAGGAACGGUCACAAGCAACCAAAACAGCCACUUUUCUUGAUCCAACACUUCUUCAACACGACCAUCAAAAGCCAAACGUUUCAUCGCCCCAGGAUAAGAACGCUACUGGUUACUCUAACCUUGCCUAUGGUGAAGGCUUCCUCUCUUACGCCAAACAAGAGCAAAAGAGCGAGCCAUGGUGUCACCUUUAUGCCACAGAUAUCCCUGCCGAUAAGAACAAGAAAAUCAGCGAGAAUUCGAAGCUGUAG
Coccidioides immitis RS is the source of this 414-nucleotide messenger RNA. RefSeq lists its product as uncharacterized. The transcript has 2 exons. Bases 1 to 414 code for a protein of 137 amino acids. Lineage: Eukaryota; Fungi; Ascomycota; Eurotiomycetes; Onygenales; Onygenaceae. The record is from RefSeq and is a predicted model, not a curated record.